CAUAUACGAAAGAGGGAGAGGGAAUUUUAAAAUCCGUCCUCCUAAAAUUUUCCGACACUUCAAGUUCGAGCAAAUGAACAACGAGCGUCCUUUGAUUAGGGUUUUCGGCCAGCGUUCAAUUUCAUCGUCUUUCCGCUCCUGUUCUUCAAAUCCUUUCAAGAGUUCGAAUGAAGUUUCCCAAAGCAAAUCUAUUAAGAAGAGCUCGCAUUUGUCGCUCUCGGAAUUCCUCGAUCGAAAACUGCCGGAAUCUUUCGUACUGCAGAGGACGGUGAAGGGGAAGUCCACGCCCUUCUCCUCAUUGCAGGGUCCAAGGGAUGCAAAUAGCUCCAUGAAUAAACCGAUUGGAAUUCAUUAUGAGACGGAUUCCCAGACAGAAUCGGCUAUUUCAAAGGUGCUUUUUGAAGAGUUCAAGCGUUCUGAACCAAACCAAAGUCAAAGUUCAGUUUUAAGCGGUGCUAGUGAAGCAGAUAUCUUCAGUACAGAUGAUAUGCUAGAAUCGAGGAAAAGAAAGAUAUUAAGUGAAGGCUUUGCUUCCACUACCCCAUGUGAGGGCCAAGCGAGGAAGAAGAAUGUGGUAGUUCUUGGAGGCGACCCAAAACCCGAGAAAAAGAGAAGGGAGGCGGUUCAUGAUAUCAGAAACAUAAAACCAAAACCUCUCUACAAUCACUAUGCAAGUGGCGGUGGGUGGUGGGACUGCGACAUGGAGGGUGUUGACAGCGAAGAGGUUGGGCUUGGUGAAGUAUGGGAAGGAGUUGGGUCUACUACGCUUGGAGGAAUAGAAUGGCAUUGAGUUUCUUGGCGCUUCAUCCUCUUCACGCUGUAAAUAUUCUCUUUUUUCUAGACUAUUUUUGUCAUUUUGCUUCUAAUCAUUGUCUUAGAUUCUCUAUAAAAUUUUCUUC
This is a messenger RNA of Cucurbita moschata (crookneck pumpkin), 899 nucleotides long. RefSeq lists its product as uncharacterized. The transcript has 5 exons. NCBI's taxonomy places the organism in Eukaryota, Viridiplantae, Streptophyta, Magnoliopsida, Cucurbitales, Cucurbitaceae. The record is from RefSeq and is a predicted model, not a curated record. Bases 74 to 790 code for a protein of 238 amino acids.